Molecule: messenger RNA, 3858 nt
Organism: Neolamprologus brichardi
Lineage: Eukaryota; Metazoa; Chordata; Actinopteri; Cichliformes; Cichlidae
Source: RefSeq, a predicted model, not a curated record
UCUGUUUUGGUUUUUGGGUUUUUUUGUCAGGUGGACUUUUCAUUUUGGGAGUUACCAUGGUUGACAGCUUGAACAUGGAGAAGCCAGAGAAGCGUUACUUUAUUCAGCGCAAGCAUGCAGUCAUCAUCUGCAUAACAGUGGUGUUGUGCUGUUUGGCAGUGGGCCUCGGGGUGGGUCUCUCGCGAUCAAACGACACCACUCCUGCUGCCACCACCACACCAGCCCCCACAGCGGGGCCUACCCAGCCCCCUUCACCUGGCAGAGGGCCCUGCCUGCCUUCCACUGACUCCAGCGGGGACUGGAGGAAUUUCCGUUUACCUGACUAUGUGAAUCCCGUCCACUACGAUCUGCACCUGGAGCCGAACCUCGAGGAUGACACCUACACAGGCACUGUUGAUAUCCAGCUUGAAGUAACCAAGCCCACCCGUCAUCUCUGGCUCCACAUCAGGGAGACAUUUGUCAGUACCUUGCCAAGGUUGAAGGUGCUGAGUAGCCAAGGAGGGCGGAGGGAAGUGGCAGUGAAAAGCUGCUUUGAAUACAAAGCUCAGCAGUAUGUGGUGGUGGAGGCCACAGAGGAGCUGCCUGUCCUAAACACAGGGGAGGUCUACACCCUCAGUCUAGACUUCCAGGGUUGGCUCAAUGGCUCUUUGGUGGGAUUCUACAGAGUUACCUACAUGGAGGAUGGAAUCACCAAAAAGAUUGCAGCUACGGAUCACGAGCCAACGGAUGCCCGCAAGUCUUUUCCCUGUUUUGAUGAACCUAACAAGAAAGCCACCUACACCGUCUCAAUAACCCAUGAUGUUAAUUACAACGUACUGUCCAACAUGCCAGUAGAGGGCUCCCCUCAGCAACUACCAGGCAAUAAAAUUAAAACCACCUUUCAGAAGUCUGUUCCAAUGAGCACCUAUUUGGUAUGUUUUGCUGUGCACCAGUUUGCCUACGUAGAGAGAACUUCAGCCAGAGGGAUUCCUUUGAAAAUCUGGGCCCAGCCAAGUCAGAUCAGCACAGCUUUGUAUGCAGUAAAUGUAACCAAGCUCAUUUUUGACUACUUUGAGGAAUAUUUCAACAUGACAUACUCCAUCUCAAAAUUGGAUAAGAUAGCCAUUCCUGACUUUGGCACUGGUGCCAUGGAGAACUGGGGUCUUAUCACCUACAGGGAAACCAACUUGCUUUAUGAUGAAAACCAGUCAUCCUCUUACAACAAGCAGCGAGUUGCCAGUGUCAUCGCACAUGAACUGGUUCACCAGUGGUUUGGGAAUAUUGUAACUAUGGAUUGGUGGGAUGACCUGUGGCUCAAUGAGGGCUUUGCCAGCUUCUUUGAGUACAUCGGAGUGGAAUUAGCAGAACCAACCUGGGGCAUGCGAGACAUCAUGAUCAUCAGCGAUGUGCUUCCUGUCAUGGUGGAUGACGCUCUGCUGUCCUCUCAUCCGAUCAUUGUAGACGUGUCAACCCCAGCUGAAAUCACCUCUGUGUUUGAUGCCAUCUCAUACAACAAGGGAGCAUCUAUUCUCAGGAUGCUGGAGGACUGGAUGGGCAGAGACGAGUUCAGAGAUGGUUGUCGAAAAUAUUUGAAAGACUUCUAUUUCAAGAACGCCAAAACGAGCGACUUCUGGGCAUCUCUUGCCAGUGUGAGCAGGCUGCCGAUUGCAGAAGUCAUGGAUACAUGGACCAAACAGAUGGGUUAUCCUGUGCUGGACCUGUCUGUCUCUGAUACAGAUGCCAGACUGAGCCAGAAGCGUUUCCUCUUGGACCCCAACGCUGAUACUAGCCAGCCUCCUUCAGAUCUUGGGUAUGAGCAAGAAAAAAAUAACCAUGACAGCGACCAUUGAUGGUCGCUGCCAGUUGAGAUACAUAAAAUAAAUACAAGUCAUAAUUCAAUUCAAUUCAAUUUUAUUUUUUCAGAGCAAACCAUCGCCGGUUACUCACCAUUAGCGGAUGGGCUGCUAAAGGUCAACGAUGAUCAUAUUGGAUUCUACAGAGUCAACCAUGAUGACCGCAUGUGGACUGCUAUUAGUCAACAGCUUCAAACCAACCAUUUGGAGUUUGAUGCAGCUGAUCGCACGAGCUAUAUUGAUGAUGUUUUUGCUCUUGCAAGAGCGGACAUUAUAGAUUACGGUCACGCCUUCAACCUCACUAAGUACCUGACAAAUGAGACGGAGUAUAUAGUCUGGGACCGUGUGGAUGCCUCCAUUGCCUACGUCCGGAACAUGUUGUCCAGCAAUGCUCUCCUCUACCCAAAGUUUCAGGUAAUCACAAUGUUAAUCUGUCUUUCUAUCUGCCGCCUUUUGGGUUUUGUUGAUAGGGGGCACCAGAGAGAGCUGUUACUAAGGGAGACAGUGCUUGGCAUCGCUUGUCAGAUGGGAGAUCAGGAUGCUCUGAACGAAGCUUCUCGGAUUUUUGACCAGUGGAUCAGUGGAAGUCUUAGCGUAGCAGUCAACCUGAGAUUACUGGUAUAUCGAUACGGCAUGAAGAAUUCAGGCAGUGAAGAAAACUGGAACAUAAUGUUACAGAGGUAUAAAGAGACGUCUUUGGCCCAAGAGAAGGACAAGCUGCUGUAUGGACUGGCAUCUGUGGAAAACGUGGAGCUUCUUUAUAGGCUCCUGGAGGCUACAAAAGAUGAGAGCGUAGUGAGGAGUCAGGAUUUGUUUACUUUGGUCCAAUACGUAUCCUAUAACCCACUUGGCCAAAGCAUGGCCUGGGAGUGGAGUACACUCAACUGGGACUAUCUGGUAAACAGGUACACCAUCGAUGACAGGAACCUUGGUCGCCUACUCAAUAGAAUUACCACCAGAUUCAACACAGAGCUCCAGUUAUGGAAGAUGGAGCAUUUCUUCAACCUAACUCCAAAUGCUGGUGCUGGUGAGAUGCCCAGGAAGCAGGCACUUGAGACAGUGAGGAACAAUAUUGAAUGGAUUAGGAGGAAUGAAAAUGAGAUCAAGGAGUGGCUGGACAGUAACGUUGCCUGAUGGAAAACACCACAGGCAUUCAUACUGUUGCUGUAAAGAACUAGAGCACCCACAACACUUUGUUGAAACCGGCACUUUGUAAUGACACAAUUCGGUGAUUUGUCUUUGAUUUUAGCGGGGACCUACUAAUCCGAGGGUUCUUCUGAUUUUCAUCAGUAAAAACAACAUGAGGUUCUGGCACUUGCUACCAGGAUACCUGUAUUGUAUACACACUAAAUUAAUUUGGAAAAGAAAUUGGAAUCAAUUUGCUUUCAGCAAUUGACAAAUGUGAAUUUUCAAUAUGUAAAUGAACAUGCUCCCAUAUGUGGAAACUGGCUUCUAUCACUGUGAAUAUGCAUUAUUCUUUCCUCAAAAACCCACACACACUCUAAAAUUUCUUUGAACCACCUUUAACUUUGAUGGUGGCCUUUUAAUAAACACAUGCAAUGUUUCACACACAUGUAUUACCAUUGUCAAGAAGAUUAAAAUCCACUGGCUUAUCUCCAUCCAAGAGGAGAAUAAAGGACUUAACAUAAAGAGUUUAUAUAGUGAAAGUAAUACAGAGUGCUAUAUCAGAGUAUUUCUUUAUGUGUAUAUCUGUAAAUAGUUAAUCAUGUAUAAUUCUCAUCGAACAUAAAUGAGUAUAACAGCAGCUGUUAAGAAGAUUUGGGGUUCUUUCUCUAGUUUCACACAAAUGACUAAAGAGCAGCAUCAUCACUUUGGAGUUCACAGGUAGAAAUUUCAGUGAAAAGCACCAGAGGAUUAACCACUGCCCAGUUUUUGUGGACGUACAAAUUGGAAUGAUAAUUUUUGGCUAUUUCUCUGCUCAUUUUUGCUGUGUUAGAUUAUAGGAUCAAAGAAGUUGGAGGGCUUUGUACCGAGACAGUGCUUCCCCUUUUGGACUUUAUCAGGC